UCAGCUACUUCCUAAGCGCAUGCGCACGUGGAGCAACAGACGGGCUACUAAACUGGUCAAACAGCGGGUGUAAAAAUGCAUAAGCUGAAGUCUUCACAGAGGGACAAGGUACGGCAGUUCAUGUCCUUCACACAGGCUGGGGAGAAGACGGCCGUGUAUUGCCUCACUCAAAAUGACUGGAAACUAGAAGUUGCAACGGACAACUAUUUUCAGAAUCCAGAGCUUUACUGUAAGGAAUCCAUGAAAACCUCGGUGGACCGGAAAAAGCUGGAGCAGCUCUACAAUCGUUACAAAGAUCCCCAGGAUGAAAAUAAGAUUGGCAUUGACGGGAUCCAGCAGUUUUGUGAUGACCUCUCGUUGGACCCGGCCAGCAUCACCGUGCUGGUCGUUGCGUGGAAGUUUCACGCCGCCACUCAGUGCGAAUUCACCAAGAAGGAGUUCAUGGAUGGAAUGACAGAACUGGGGUGCGACAGUCCAGAAAAACUGAAAGCCCUUUUGCCGAGAUUAGAGCAGGAGCUAAAAGACAGCGGGAAGUUCAAAGACUUCUACCAGUUCACUUUUAACUUUGCCAAAAAUCCUGGACAGAAAGGUCUUGAUUUGGAGAUGGCUGUAGCCUACUGGAACCUGGUUCUGUCAGGACGAUUUAAGUUCCUUGAUCUUUGGAAUAGAUUUCUUUUGGAACAUCAUAAACGAUCCAUCCCAAAGGACACGUGGAACUUAUUGUUGGACUUUGGUAACAUGAUUGCAGAUGACAUGUCUAACUAUGAUGAGGAAGGUGCAUGGCCGGUCCUUAUAGAUGAUUUUGUGGAAUUCGCUCGACCAAUUGUUACAGGAUCCAAACGUAAAACUCUCUAAAUCCGAUCCCGACCCUGGAAAGCCAGAACAUUGUUUCUUUUACAGCGACAUCCUAGUUUUUUUAAGACUUGUACAAAAAGAAAAGUGGAAAAACUGUAGACUUCAGAAGAGAAAACAGAAGCACUUGAAACCGUCUUUCAGGGAGCUGAGUUGAGAAACAACUGGCCACAUUUUCGGUCUCCUUGAGACGGAGGCGCCGUACGGACAUCGCCAGUGUCUCAGCGUCCCGGAGGGCCCGCCGCUCUGCUCCGGGAGGAGCGCUACAGCCUCACCACUGGGCCAACGAGGACACAGCACCGAGACGAGGUUCACCCGCUGUGCGUUCUUUAAACGGACAGGACAGAAGAGAGCUGUGUGUUUUAAGAUUCUUCCAGGUCAUCUUUGUUUUGGUAUAUGAAGCUCUGUGUGACUGUGCAAACAUCCCAUGUCUUAACUCCAGCUUUGGGACAGAGUGCUCGCGACACCAGCACCAACAGAACUGUUGCAGUUUUUAACUGUACAUACUGUAUCUAAUGGGACAGAUAACAAAGAGAGCUAUAAGAAGAAUAAUAUAAUUAUGUUCAAUUUAUAAAUGCAAAAAGAUGAUUGUUUUAUGUACAGUAAAUGCUCAGAUCUCUAAACGGUGAUGCCUCAAUAUUCUGGAUAAUAAUGCUGUUGGUUUAGUUGUUCGGUGGAUGUCCAGUCAUGGAGUUGUGAGCUCAUUGAAAGCAUGUUCUAAAAUCAUUUUACGUCACUUCGGGCUGGUUUCAGAAAUAAAGUUUCACUAAAGUAA
Xiphophorus maculatus (southern platyfish) is the source of this 1627-nucleotide messenger RNA. RefSeq names its product DCN1-like protein 1 (gene dcun1d2a). Gene Ontology annotation, molecular function: ubiquitin conjugating enzyme binding; ubiquitin-like protein binding; cullin family protein binding. Bases 76 to 855 code for a protein of 259 amino acids. The transcript has 7 exons. Gene Ontology annotation, cellular component: ubiquitin ligase complex. Gene Ontology annotation, biological process: positive regulation of ubiquitin-protein transferase activity; protein neddylation. The record is from RefSeq and is a predicted model, not a curated record. Lineage: Eukaryota; Metazoa; Chordata; Actinopteri; Cyprinodontiformes; Poeciliidae.